UUCUGUACGUUUGUAGAUUUCGAAAUAUGGGAAACAGGGCUUCAGCUAAUAUUCUUUUCGUAUUUGCUCUGGGCAUUUCGGUUUGCCUACUUUACUCUGCUGAAUUCAUCAGUUUUAGAAAAGUUGAAACAUUGGACGGGUUAACGUGCCCUGAGGAUGCCACUGUUUUCAGUUUACUUAGUAUAAUGAGCAAUAUUCAUUGCUCAUUUCAGUGUUCGCGCUAUGGCACGUGCGUUGUUGCAUUCUACAAACCGUCGAAAAAGAAGUGUGUUGGAUGUAAUACGUCAUCAAAGGAAAAUAUGGUGACGGAAGAUGAGUAUAUUGGCUAUGUAUUAGACAAAAGCUGUGGGAUUCUGCCAUCCAUUGAUAAUGGAAAUUACACACUUGACCCUGGGACAAACACAGCGACGCUAAUCUGUGGCGAUAAAUUCCGGGCCAGCACUGACACGAUCAGAUGUCAACCAAACGGUACCUGGGAGACCGCCACGUGUGAGGAAUACGAUUGCUACCUGACAACAUCCUGGGAGUAUAGGGGGAAACGAAACACAACAUUCAGUAUGCAGCCGUGCUUGCGCUGGGACUCGCCUUUGUUUGACAUUCGUUGUGAGACCAAACCCUGCCCAGAGCCAAGAGAGGAAGCUGAGAACUAUUGUAGAAAUCCAAAGUGGGGUAUUGAUGACGCUCCAUAUUGCAUUGCUGAGUAUACAGACAACAACCCGGACAAAUAUUAUGAAAACCAUUGCGGUAUAUUGAAGUGUUAAUAUUUUCCUGUACUGAUACGACACGAUUUUUGUGACAAUAAUUUUUCUCUGAUAUUUGGCUUUGUUUUGUCUAUGUCAAAACACUUUUGCAUCUACGUACUGACAUAACUGAAGCACACGGAACAUUACUCUUUGCCCGGUUUGGAGACUAGUCCAUAAUUGAAUGGGGACUGGGCAGAAUUAUCAGUCGAGAGGUGACAGUCUUUUGUAUUUUUUGCAUUUAUAUUUAUCUCAGUCUUGAAGCUCAAAUCUUCUCUUUAUUUAAAUAUAGAGAUUAAGCUAGCAGGAAGUAGGCUUCAAACAAUCGAGAUUUGUUUUUAUUUUGAAAUAAGAUAAGGGUUGUUUAUGACACGUUUGAUAAAGCAGCAAGUUCGUCGUGCAGUGCUUUGUUUAGACCCAACAAGUUUGUCGUUCAGCGCUUUGGUUAAAUCCAACAAAUCCAACAAGUUUGUCGUUCAGCGCUUUUUAAAACCCAGCAACUUUGUCGUUCAGUGAUUUGUUUAAAUCCAACAAGUUUGUCGUUCAGCGCUUUGUUUAAAAGCUUAUUAAGCCGUCAAGGCUUUUUUAGCGUUUCCAUUUGUCCUUAUAUUGACCUUAUCGUUUUUACUAAACUGAACAUACCUUAUUAUUAAUUCGUCAAUUGGCAGAAGUUGUAACAAUAGUAUGUUGUUUACUGGUAAUUAGUGUGUGUCUGUAAGUGUUUGUUAUUUUUUUUUGUUAUUUUUGUGUGUACGUUCGCCAAUAUUCAAAACCAUCGAUAAGUCAAAAAAUCUGACCGUGCGUAAAUAUCUGUUUUUACAGUAACACUUAUGUCACUAUAUUUUUAGAAUCUUAUUGAAAUAUUUAACAUUAUCUCUCAAUGUUUGUAAUGAAAAAUGGACGUUUGCUUUUUGCUGUAGAAAGAAUCGAAAUCUUUCAAAAUGUAUGAGAGUGUAUGUAUAAUUUACCAUGAAGUUAAAGAAUAAUCCAAUUUUAUUUUAAAGGCUCAUUAUGAGUCUAAGGUCUUUUAUUUUUUAACCUAUAGCUCUUCAGCGCUUCUUAUGUAAAAUUCUUCCUAGUAUAAUUUCCAAUAACCGUAAAUUAUACCAUACCCAGACUUCGUCUCGUGAUGUUAAGGCAUAAGAAAGGUCACGUGAUUAUGGUAUAAUUUACGCAAACCCAGAAAUCGUCAACGCAGCAAUGGUAUAUCUAUAACUUAUGUCCUGUAACAGGUUCCAAAACGUGACUCAUUGGCAAUAUGAUUGAGUCAGCUGUUGCUUUCUUUGCAUUUGGGAAAUUAGUGCAGUAAUUAUAGUGAAUUAUUAUUUUGUGUAGAAGUCAAAAUACCACUUUAUUUACAUCAUACGUCUACCUUUAUAAAAAAAGUGCAUUCAGCACUCCUUUUUUACAUGUUUAAACAUUAAACAGAAAGAAACAUAUAUUUAUAUUUAGAUUUCAGUUGUGUUAUAUGAAAAUCACUUGAAUGAAUGCUGUUUAUACGAUUGUAUCUUUUAACUUACACUUUCUAAUUAUUGCACAAUACAUAUUAAAUAAAUGUU
Molecule: messenger RNA, 2299 nt
Organism: Ruditapes philippinarum (Manila clam)
Lineage: Eukaryota; Metazoa; Mollusca; Bivalvia; Venerida; Veneridae
Exons: 3
Coding region: 27-761 (244 amino acids)
Source: RefSeq, a predicted model, not a curated record